Messenger RNA from Phytophthora infestans T30-4, 1149 nucleotides. Its product is annotated as RNA-binding protein, putative. The record is from RefSeq and is a predicted model, not a curated record. The transcript is spliced from 3 exons. Bases 1 to 1149 code for a protein of 382 amino acids. Gene Ontology annotation, molecular function: RNA binding. NCBI's taxonomy places the organism in Eukaryota, Oomycota, Peronosporomycetes, Peronosporales, Peronosporaceae.
AUGGGCAAAAAGAGCAAAAGCAAGAGCACGCUGCUCGCCACCGCGGAGCCAACACAGCCUGCGUUGGAGCCUGAGGUGGUGGAGGCUGUAAAGGAGCAGGUAAAGAACCAGGACAAGUCCGCGCUGUUCGACGGCUUCGCUCAGAGCGCUGCGUUUUUCGGCAAAAAGGCUUCGUAUGCGGUAGCGAAAGAACUCACGCCUGAUGAACUCAAGGAGCGCCGCACAGUGUUCGUGGGCAAUGUGUCGCUGGACGCCACACAGAAAGACAUCAAGAAGCAUUUUUCCGUGUGCGGUCAAGUUGAAAGCGUGCGUCUUCGACAUCUUCCCAUCGCCGGUUGUGCGGUGGGUGACGCGGGCAACCAGAAGCUCAUGAUGAAGGUCUGCGCCAACAAGAAAAUCUUGACCACAGCUAAGGACAACUGCAACGCCUACGUGACGUUUGUGGAGGAGAGCAGUGCGGAAGCCGCGAUCAAGCUCAACGGGACGACUCUGGUCCAGAUGAAGAUCCGUGUGGACCGCUGCGAGCCUGUGAUUGAUGCGCGUCGCAGUGUCUUCAUUGGAAAUGUGCCGUUCAAGUGCACUGACGAGCAAAUUUUUCAGUUCUUCUUGAAGCGCCUUAAAUCCGAUGACGAACCCGAGCCGAUUGAGAACGUGCGUCUCAUCCGCGACCGCGAGUCCGGUCUUGGCAAGGGAUUUGGCUAUCUGUUGCUGAAGACUCCUGCUCUUGUUGCCAAGACCCUGACGCUCCGUAAUCUCAAGAUGGAGACUCGCGAGCUUCGCGUGCAGGUGUGUGGCAAGCGCUUUAAGAACUUGCGUGGUGAGGAGACUACCAAGGAGAAAUUUGAGGGUCUUCGUGCCUCUGCUGGUGCUCGGGCGCGUAUCCACUUGAAGCGUAAAGUUGGUGCCGACACUCUCGACGGUGGCUUUGCUACAAAAAAGAUGAAGCGCACGGCCGCAGCGGCCGGACUGGGCAAGAAGUUGAAGCCCAAGCACGCGGCGCGUAAGGCAGCGAAGGCCGCGGCUGAAGCUGCCGCUGCUGCUGGCAAAGGCUCAAAGAAACGAAAGCAAGAUCACAGCGCGAGCAAGAAGGUGGACAAGCCGAAGGUCAAGAAGACUAAGCACAAGGACAAACAAGCUGCUCAAAAGUAG